AUGGAUUACAUGAUCUCCUUCUUCUCGCUCUCAACCCUCUUCCUGCAGCUCGUUGGGGCCACAAACGAUGGCGCUUCUACCAUAAGUUCUUAUUGGAAUGAGGUGUUCCCCAUAACCCCCAUGCCCAAUGCCAUUCGAGCUCUCCUGCCAUCCUCUCCAGAGAUAUCAGGAUUUAGUCGUGGUCUUCACCACUAUGACCAAGUGAGACCAUCUCCUCGUGGUCAAGCCUGGGUUAGAAGGUGGGGUGUGUUGGGGCAUGACUACGAUCAGUCUAAGCGUAAUUGGUCACCGAACCUUGCACCCCUGUAUUUCUUAAGGGACGACCUGCAGCCCGGUAGCAAGAUGAACGUCACCAUGAUGAUCAGCCCGACAAUAAUAGAUGGUUCUAGUGGUGGUACCAGCAUUGAGCCAACCUUCUUGCCACGCCAACGAGCUCAAGCAGUUCCCUUCUCGACCUCCAAUCUCACUACCAUCCUUGAGAUGUUCUCCAUUCAACCCCACUCUGAGCAUGCAUCUCUUACAAGGCAAACACUUGAAGAUUGCGAGAGGCUUGCACUUAAAGGAGAAGUUAAGUACUGUGCAACAUCUCUGGAAUCCAUGAUCGAUUUCGUGGUCGCAAAACUCGGAAGUAGUGAGAUUCAUGCAGUGGUCACUUCAGUGGAAGUAGUGAGAUUCAUGCAGUGGUCACUUCAGUGGCCAUACAUGGUUCCAUUGAUUGCUGACGACGGUAGCCGGGUGAAUGCCCUUGCUUUGUGUCAUUUUGAUACGUCAAAAUGGAAUUCUGGCCAUGCCAGCUUCCGGUUACUAGGCGUCAAACCUGGAACUGUUCCCAUUUGCCAGUUUAUUGUAAAAAACCAUGCUUGGGUCCCCAACUAA
Messenger RNA from Nymphaea colorata (pocket water lily), 876 nucleotides. RefSeq names its product BURP domain-containing protein 5-like. The coding region runs from base 1 to 876 and encodes 291 amino acids. The transcript has 4 exons. The record is from RefSeq and is a predicted model, not a curated record. Lineage: Eukaryota; Viridiplantae; Streptophyta; Magnoliopsida; Nymphaeales; Nymphaeaceae.